AAACUGUUAUCAGAACUGAUUCUGUUAGCAACGAACCCACAAGGUUAUCAUGUUGAUAUAAUGUGAAUUGUAACAACUUUUUUGUAUCAUUUUCCAAUUCCAUCUUUAUUCAUCCUCUUUUUUCUUAUAAUUUCUCCUUCCUCUUAAUAUGAUUAUCAUUAUUAUCAUUUAAUCAGUAGAAGCAAUUAUAAGAUUAUAAGAUAAUUAAGACAAUAGACAACCAAUGAAUUCUAAUUGUAAAGCCAACAAUCAAUUACAAGUAAUCAGUCAACAGUUAGAAUAUGUUAUCAAAAAAUUAGAUUAAUCAAAAAGUUACACCAAAGAUAUGAUGAGACUUGUUUUUUUUUUUAAAUGAUCAACAACAAUUAACUGUUAAACCAAUAAGGUUGAUGAUUUGAUAAAAAUUAUCAAUCAAUUGAACGUAAACUGUUGUUUUAAUCAGUGUUAACUGUGCUUUUGCCGUGUGAGUGUCUCCUUGUGAUUAAAAAUGUUCAACACAAUUAACAACUCGGAUAACCAUUUACCAACAAGACCGAAUCUUUUUUAAUUAAAGUUAAUCAAACAAUUAAUUGUAAUGAUCAAAUCAAAGGAUAAAGUGAUGUUUCCAUCAAUAGUUAAAGUGCUUUCUUUUCAUAACAUUUGUAUCACAAUAGCAACAAUUUACAUUGUAUCGCUUUUACCUCAAGCUUAUGGUCAAGCACCAUUGUUAUUGAAGCGACCGUCCAAUGUAACUGUUUCACCCGAUUCAAUGGUUUCGUUGCGUUGCUCUGCCAAGGGCAACCCUUUACCUCAGAUCAUGUGGACGACUCAUGGUUACUCAGUUACAGACUCAUCGAGACUCAGAAUUGGUGAUUAUGUUUCAUCUGAUGGUUCAGUGAUAUCAUUUAUCAAUAUAUCUCGUGUUAGUGUUGAAGAGGGAGGACGGUACGAGUGCACAGCGAUUAAUGACCUUGGGUCUGAAACAGCUCAGUCUUGGAUCCAUGUUAUUGGUCCACCUUUUAUAAAACUAAUGAGAAACUUGACCGUAGUCGCAGGUCGGCCCAUGUACAUAAAUUGUCCGUAUUCAAUUUAUCGUCUAUCAUCAUUGUCCUGGUUCAAAGGUGAUCGACAACUUCCUAUUAAUCGACGACAAACAGUUUAUCCUAACGGUACUUUGGUUGUUCAUAAUGUAUUUAGACAAGAAGAUGAAGGUGAAUAUAAGUGCCUGGUUGAAGACAAAGAUGGACGAUCAGCUGAAAGACGAAUUGGUGUUCGUGUUCUUGUUGCCCCAACAAUUAUGCCAUUCAGUUUUGGAAGCAAUUUACAGGAAGGUAUGAGAGCCUCGGUAACGUGUACGAUCACAACGGGCGAUGUACCGAUUGACAUUCAAUGGUUGAAAAAUGGUCAACCCUUAAUACUGACCAGUGACAUUCACCUCGAAAAAGUGGACGAUUUCAUAUCGACGUUGAUUUUCAAGCCAUUGCGACAAGAUCAUUCUGGGAUAUAUUCUUGUGUAGCAUCAAAUGAAGCAUCAACAAACAACCACACAAUUCAUCUUUCAGUUGACUCUCCACCCCAAUGGAAGAUUGAACCUGAAGAUAAAUCGGUUAUCGAAGGUCAGAGUUUGACAAUAGACUGUCAAGCCUUUGGUAAACCAGAACCCAGAGUAUUGUGGAAAAAAUCAUCUGACCAGUGGUCAGUUAACAAUUAUAAGACAAUUAUCAGCGGCUCUCAAGUUCAAACUCUGGUCAAUGGGUCACUUUAUUUUAUUGAAAUUUCUUCACAUGAUUCUGGUAGUUACAUGUGCGAAGCCAGUAAUGGGAUCGGGACACCAUUAAGUGCUGUGGUCAAAGUAAAUGUCCACAUUCCUGCUCGAUUUACUGAGAGAUUUCAAUCAAUCAAAGCUCAAAAAGGAGAUUCAAUUGAAAUAAGUUGUGUCUCUCAUGGUGAGAUGCCCAUUAAAAUUACCUGGACAAAAGAUUCUAAGAGUUUAACUAACCUCGCGAUGCAGCAAAUUUUUGAGGAAAAUCAAGCCUUGACUUCUGAAUAUAUUUCCAAAUUCUUAAUUCGCUCAAGUUCAAGAUCAGAUUCUGGUCUCUAUUCAUGUACAGGAUCAAAUUUAUACGGAACAGAUGAACGUAGGAUCGAGCUUAUUAUUCAAGAUGAACCCGAUGCUCCAAAUGGCCUGAAGAUCAGCAAGGUUGGAAGUCGAAGCUUCCAAAUCCAAUGGAAUGAGCCUUUUAAUGGGAACAAUUUGAUUAAAAAAUAUAUCAUCAAUUAUAAACCUGAGAACGGAAUAUGGGAAACUAAUGGGAAGGAAAUUAUCAUGGAACCCACUCGAAGUGAGGCAAUGAUUCGAGGUCUGUCACCGAAGACAAGUUAUCAUGUUAGAGUUCGAGCAGAAAAUGAUUAUGGUAAAAGUGGUUGGAGUGAAAUUGUUCCUGUUACAACUGAUGAAGAAGUUCCAGAUAACCCACCGAGUCACCUUCAGGUUUCCGCCACUGGAUCAACAAGCAUCAGAGUUUCAUGGCAGGCACCUUUGUCCAAACAUCGCACCAACACCGUAACUGGCUAUUAUAUUGGCUACAAGAAAAUGGAGGACAAAAGAAGUGGCUCAUUUAUAUUCAAAACAGUGAAAUCGGAGCCAAAUAAGCAGCACUUCAGUGAGGAGAUCACGGGUCUUGAUAAACUAACCAAAUACACGGUUGUGGUUCAAGCUUAUAACAACAAAGGUGCUGGUCCAUUAUCUGAGGAACUUUAUAUUGGAACCACUGAGUAUGAUAAACCAGGAGCACCUAAUCUCAAGAUAAUCUCAAUCACUUCUCACACAAUUGAAAUUGCUUGGGAUCCACCCACUGAUGAUAAUCCAGUGUUUGGUUAUUUUGUGAGAUACAAGAAACAGGAUGAACAUACUUGGCUUGAGAAUCAGGUUGCUGGUGAUGUAAACAGUAAUACCAUCAUUGGACUUGAUUGCGGGACACCCUAUCAUGUAUCACUUCUUGCCUACAACUCAAUGGGACGAGGUAAAAUGUCUGACAUUGUCUCUGUCAAAACUCAAGGCUCAACUCCUAGACCACCGGAAAAGGAAACACUUAUAACAUCCAAUUCAACCUUUCUCGCUAUUCAUCUUUCAUCUUGGAUUGACAGUGAUUGUUUGAUUGAUUAUUUUUCGUUACAAUAUAAGAAGGAUAAAAGUGAAUUAUGGACUAAAUUAGAAGAAGGGUCAUUCAUUACGGAUAAAAUUCUCUACAUAAAAGGCUUAGAACCUGCAUGUUGGUAUAAUAUUUGGAUAUCAGCACGUAAUGGAGCCGGAACCACGGAAGCUGAAUAUAAGAUUGCCACUUUGACUGAAAAUGGAGAGUACCUUCAUCAACAGGGUGAUUCUUCAAAUGCUCAAAUCAUUUCGUUAAUAGUGCCUGUUAUAUCUUCCUUUGCCAUUUUAUUCGCUCUCAUAAUUACAACUUUCGCACUUGUUUAUUGUCAUAACAAAUCGAGAUCACCGUCAAUCCAAUAUGGAGCUUCGUCUUGUGGUGAAAGUCAACCUAAAUCUGAAUGUCUUGCCUUGGAUGAUAUUUCAUUGGGUAAACCUAAUUUCAUGGAUGGUUAUUCAAGAUCAGAUGGACUCUCCGAUCCAGAGGCUAUUUACUUAGCUUCACCUUAUGCAUCUUCACGCCUUGGGACAUCAGUGAUGACAGAGUCAACAGAUCAACUAAGAGAGGCGCAUCUUCAGCAUCAUCAACAAUCACAACAACAACAACGUCAAAGUCUCAGUAAACAUUUGCUUCCACGUAACUCGUUGCAAUCAAGUAACACUUAUGAUGUUCCCCAGCAACGGAAUCUGCCAGCGAAAAGCACAGACGAACUCAGAGUUUCUUUCCUUGAAUGUAUGAAACAAGAUGAAGAGUCACUGAAUAAGAGACGAGCUCAAAGUCAAGCAAACUUGCUAUGGAGCUCCCAAGGAUCUUCCUAUGGUCAUAUAUUAUAUCCAACAAAUUCAGGUCCUCUCAAUCAAACCUAUGGUUUCCGGGCUAAAUGUGAACUCCUUCAAGCAUCACUAUUAAAAUGAAUCAUAAAUAAUAACUGGAUAUCCUGAUGAGAAAUCAUGAUGAAUAUUAUUCUGGACAAGAUGAGGAUGACAAAGUUACUUUGAAUCUGAAAGAGAAAAGGAAAAACAGUGACAAUAGAAAAUGCGUUUACCACAAAGAGAGAAGAAAGAAAAAGACAGAACUGAACAUUCUUAUCAUGAUAAUAGUUACAAUGAACAAAAAAACAUGAUAACAUAGAAUCAAGAGAAAAGAGGAUAAGGACGAAGAUGCUGGAUGAUGAUGAUGAUGAUGAUGAAAGUAAAGAAAACCUCGAAAAAACAACAAGAUGAAAGAUGAAAGAAAAGACGGAUAAACUAACAUAAGAAGUUGGAAGUAAAUAGAUGAUAUAACAUUAGUUUUCUCAUGAUAUCUACUUUUUUCUGGGUUUUAUUGUGAGAGGAAAUUUUUCACCGUAAACAUGAGUGUGUGCACCAUGAAUGUUCAUGAUUGAGUUGAUAUUAUGAAUUAGCUGAACAAGUAAACAGACAAAUCAUGAAACGAGAUGAUAACCAACUAUAAACGAUAACCAAGAUUAUUAACAGUCAAGUUUGAUUUGGAAAUGGAAAAUCAUCUUGAUCAUCUUAUGCCUUUGAUAACAACAUGAAGAUGAUGAUUCUGAUCAUGAUGAUAAAAAACAAGCAUCUGUGAUAAAUAUACAAGAAAAUAAAAUAUAUAUAUCUGUAUAAAUAUUAUAUUGUGAUAACAUUUCAUUCACUGUUUCCUUUUUCCCUAUUUGCCUCUACCUUCAGAACUUUUUUUUCAAUUUCUUCAUUUUCCAUCUCUUAAAUUUAUCAUCGUUCAUAAUUUUUUCAUGAAAUUGGGGCAAAAUUCAACAUUUCUACUGGAUCAGAGUUCCAACUGUGUUCUCUAACUGAGCUAAGCAAAUGGGUCAGAACUUUCUACUGAAUCUCUUCCAAUGCGGGUAAUUAGGUGCUCAUUUUAAUCACAUGAACAUUUCAGUUCUGGAUGAACUUUUUGUUGUCUCAAUCUAUCAUUAAAUCUUAGAUUGAGAUUAAAUUUGUAUUUAUAUUAAUAAAAGAAAUACUGUAAAUUCUGUAGCUAUAAUUGUUGGCAAAAUUAACAAACAAUUUAUUUGCUAUUGAUAAUUAAACGAAUUAUGUUUUGCUCUUUAACUGAACAAUUAAUCAAAUUAAAUUCAUUCUAAAUAUUUCUGAUUAAA
Messenger RNA from Panonychus citri (citrus red mite), 5244 nucleotides. Its product is annotated as cell adhesion molecule Dscam2-like. The record is from RefSeq and is a predicted model, not a curated record. Lineage: Eukaryota; Metazoa; Arthropoda; Arachnida; Trombidiformes; Tetranychidae. The transcript is spliced from 16 exons. Bases 575 to 4045 code for a protein of 1156 amino acids. Gene Ontology annotation, molecular function: protein binding. Gene Ontology annotation, biological process: cell-cell adhesion.